AUGCAGCACAUGCAGUAUGGGGGGGAGUACGUGCAAGUGCGCGUGUGCAUAUGCAGCCGCCCUGCUGAGGAGCACGUGGGGGGCAGCAGUACAUGCACACGGGGACCCCGGGCCCGCGAGGAGGUCGGCUCUGGGGCGCCCUCCGCGGCCCUGCCCUCCGCGGCCCUGCCCUCCGCGGCCCUGCCCUCCGGGGCCCUGCCCUCCGCGGCCCUUCCCUCCGCGGCCCUGCCCUCCGGGGCCCUGCCCUCCGCGGCCCUUCCCUCCGCGGCCCUGCCCUCCGCGGCCCUGCCCUCCGCACCCUUCCCUCCGGGGCCCUGCCCUCCGGGGCCCUGCCCUCCGCGGCCCUGCCCUCCGCGCCCUUCCCUCCGCGCCCUUCCCUCCGCGGCCCUGCCCUCCGCGGCCCUGCCCUCCGCGGCCCUGCCCUCCGCGGCCCUGCCCUCCGCGGCCCUGCCCUCCGGGGCCCUUCCCUCCGCGGCCCUGCCCUCCGCGGCCCUGCCCUCCGCGGCCCUGCCCUCCGCGGCCCUGCCCUCCGGGGCCCUUCCCUCAGGGUCCCUGCCCUCCGCGGCCCUGCCCUCCGGGGCCCUGCCCUCCGCGGCCCUUCCCUCAGGGUCCCUGCCCUCCGCGCCCUUCCCUCAGGGGAAGCUCCCUCUGAAGGCUGACAGCAGGGACGUGGGUCGGGGCCACGGCCAGGACACACGCCUGCUGCAGGUGCCCAGAGGCGUGUUUGCUCGCCCGGGCAGCCGGGAAGGGGCCCGGGCAGCAGGUGUCAUGCCCUGGAACAUGUUUGUGGACAAGACCUCAACAGCCACAUGGGAAAGCAGAGAGGAAGGAUGGAGGAGAGCAGGAGAAGGGGGAAAGGUCACGCUGCAGGGGCUGGACGCGAGUCCAGGAUGCAGGAGAGAAGAGUCUGUAAGUGCAGAGCAGACGGCCGAAGGGGCGAGCCCUGCCCGCCAGGAGCGCCUUCCUCUGGCCAGGCCCUCCCACGGCUCCGACACAGGAAGCCUCCGAAAGCUCACUGCUUAG
Antechinus flavipes (yellow-footed antechinus) is the source of this 1023-nucleotide messenger RNA. RefSeq lists its product as uncharacterized. Bases 1 to 1023 code for a protein of 340 amino acids. NCBI's taxonomy places the organism in Eukaryota, Metazoa, Chordata, Mammalia, Dasyuromorphia, Dasyuridae. The record is from RefSeq and is a predicted model, not a curated record. The transcript is spliced from 3 exons.